Molecule: messenger RNA, 1207 nt
Organism: Punctularia strigosozonata HHB-11173 SS5
Lineage: Eukaryota; Fungi; Basidiomycota; Agaricomycetes; Corticiales; Punctulariaceae
Exons: 2
Coding region: 1-1035 (344 amino acids)
Source: RefSeq, a predicted model, not a curated record
AUGUCGUCCCCGGCACCGUCACGUCAUGGUCACUCGGGGGAUUCAGAUCCGAGGAAACCUGGUCAGUCGUCCCGUGUCCCACAGCAAUCCUACAUCCCCUCCAUCUACAUUCUCAAACCACCAAAACCUCAAUAUUCCCCACACGCCGAUGAACGGUGCAUAACCUACUGCUCGCAAUCCAUCCGCGGGAGAACCGAACAGAAGGAACCUUGGUGUCGUUCUAUAUGCAUCCGCCGUGUAUUCGAGCACGAAGUCCGUCGCGUCCUGACCACCUACACCUUCCCCAUGGGCAAAGCGAUGCCAAACAACGCUGCAACCGAAGAAUUGAAGAUACCACUCCCACCCGAAGGCCAGGAUCCCAGCGCCGUCCUCGAAGGCACCGUCAUCGGCCGAUUAGCGCACGGGCUCGACGACGGGGAUUUCGGCGAUGACGAGCACGCGCACAUUCCAGCGAGGCUCGCAUCGUCUACAGGGGACAAGCCGCCUGAGACGAAGUAUUGGAAGGCAGGUUGGUACAUUUGGGCAAGUAAGAGCAAGUGGGCGGCGCUGGAGCGCAUGGACAAGAUGUCGAUGCCGCUCCAGUCGGAGCACGACUGGGAGUGCUACAAACUGCGUAGGAACGAAGAGUGGGCACGCCACAAUGGCGUCCCGCUGCCGCGGGACCCGACGACCGCACCCUUCUCGGUCAACUCGAACCCGGAGGAACAGCGGCUGCAGGACGAGAUGUGGACGGCACAUCAAAACGGGAUACCCUACCCGAUCUCGGUCGGGCAGUCCAUUCUGGUGGCGCUACCUCCGCCUUCUCCAUUCCCCGCCAUACAUGCGCAGCUGGGCAACGUUCUGAAACCGACGGGGAAGGUGCUGGAGUUGUUCCAGAAGAGCUUGUCAGAUGGCUCGCAGAAGGAGUUCGCGUCGAAGCUGCUGGAGAAGGCGGGUUCGAGCGAUCCUUGGGUGUUUGCGAGGAACGCGAUGGGGAGGGCUUGGGAGCAUAUGUGGAAGAAGGGCGGUGAUGGCGAGAGUCCAAGCGAAGUAUGAAUAAUCUACUCUAAAUCUGUUUUUGGCCCCUCUCCUCGGCAGACCGGUUACUAUGAUUUUCACACUCGUUCAAUUCAUCUCAUUAGAGAAGGAAGGUAGUGAUGUAGGGAGUAGAUUCUUGGUUCCAUUCAUCAAUACCUGUUGGUUGCGCGAAUAAAGACUGCACUGCAAG